UUGCAGUAUUUUUAUCAAAUUAAUGUCAGAAUUGCCGUCGUUGAUAUCUUUCAAACUCGAAGGAAUGAUCUUAGUUUAUAUUCAUUCGAAGACUACAGAAAUAAGAGAUUAAGUAUGUUACCUCACCACGAUUUCGCUGCACUAAUAUCGUAUAGAUAUGCUGGUGGGCUAGCCUUUGUUGGAGGAAUGUGCACUUCGAAAGCAGUAAUGUUAUGUGGGUUUUAUCCACAUAAUCCUGCUGCAAUGGGUGGAAUUUUCUUCCACGAAGUCGCACAUUUAGUUGGCGUGCCACAUAACAAUGCAAGCGAAAAGCUGGAAAUUUCAAACUGCCAGUGCAAUCAUUUAAGGCAUCGUUGGAAAAUAAUAGGAUCCACAGAUUGUCUCAAGAUACCGGGAUUCGAUCAUGAUUGUACGCUGCAACAAAUGGUUAAUCUACUAAGCAAAAACCACUGCAUAAAAAAGUAUGAGAAAAUUCCAUUCUUAACGCCGAUUACAAUCGAACAAUCGCUACCAAUAUGUGGAAAUGGUAUUGUUGAAAGAUAUGAACAGUGUGAUUGUGGUUUGCGAAAUUACUGUUAUGACUUAAACUGUCGAGCUGAUUUGUGCAUACAGAUCAUCAGAACAUGGCAGAUGGUAAUGCAUUUUUAA
Dracunculus medinensis (Guinea worm) is the source of this 648-nucleotide messenger RNA. The record is from the annotation of a GenBank genome assembly. NCBI's taxonomy places the organism in Eukaryota, Metazoa, Nematoda, Chromadorea, Rhabditida, Dracunculidae.